AUAGCGAGUGUGUAUGUGUUAUUAUAGUGAGUGUGUGUUUAUAGUGAGUGUGUAAGUGCAUGCGUGAUUAUAGCGAGUGUGUAUGUGUGUGUGAUUAUAGCGAGUGUGUGUGAUUAUAGCGAGUGUGUGUGUGAUUAUAGCGAGUGUGUAUGUGUGUGAUUAUAGCGAGUGUGUGAUUAUAGCGAGUGUGUAUGUGUGUGUGAUUAUAGUGUGUAUGUUUGAUUAUAGUGAAUGUGUGUGUGUGUGAUUAUAGUGAGUGCGUAUGUGAUUAUAGCGAGUGUGUAUGUGUGAUUAUAGUGAGUGUGUGAUUAUAGCAAGUGUGUAUGUGUGUGUGAUUAUAGUGUGUAUGUGAUUAUAGUGAGUAUGUGUGUGAUUAUAGUGAGUGUGUAUGUGUGUGAUCAUAGUGAGCGUGUAUGUGUGAUUAUAGUGAGUGUGUGUGAUCAGUGUGUAUGUGUGAUUAUAGUGAGUGUCUGAUUAUAGUGUGUAUGUAAUAAAUAAUACUACCAAUAAAACUAUAAAUUAUAAAUAAAACUAAAUAAAAACUAUAAAUAAUACCACCAAAACAAUACUCCAUAAAUAAAAGAAAAUAAAGAGAUAAUUAACUAUAUACUAGAUAUUCCUACUAGAUUACUAAAGUCUCUCACUUAUCCCAGUAUUUUUAGAUAGUUUAUUAGGGGAGGUGCAUUUUCCCAGAUGUUUUCCCCAGCAAGUUCUCUAGUGUCAUGUUUGGUUUUCCAAUCUGCAUCUCUAGCUCAGUUCUUAACUUCUCAUGCCUUUUGCAGUCUAACAGAAUGUGUUUUAUCAUCCCUUGUGUACUGCAGUGUGUGCAGAGUCCAGUUCUUGUAUAGUUACUGAAAACCACUGCAUAUAGACACGUGUAUAACCUAAUAGACCUAUAUAAGAUAUAACCCAGCACACCUAUACUAUAGCACUUGCAUUGGAAACAUACAUUACCGUCAAACGUUUAGACUCAUUCAUUCUUUAUUCUUUAACAUCAUGAGGGACCUUUCCACUCGCACCAGACUGACCCCAGAGCAGUGGGAGAACCGCCUCAACAGAUUCAUCAACAACAUGAGCAGGAAUGCCAGUGUUCAGACUACACUCAGCACAUGGGGUCUAAGCUUUGAGAACAAGCUGCUGAAUCUGACUGGAAGAGUUCUUCCUGCUGAGAGGAUCCUACAGGGAGUGAGAGCAUACGAGUACAACCCAUGUGACGCGGAUUGGUCUAAAGAGAUGCGAGGUCUUCCUCUGAUGACCAGCAUGCCUCUGGAGAUCUGGCUGCUGUCCCAUACGCUCCGUAACGCUGACGUCGCUCACUCGCUGCUGCAGACCCUCAACAAAGUGCCCGUGGGCAUCCACCUUCAGAGGCCGGGAAUGAUGGAGUACGAUGAUCGACAGGAGGCUCUGCUGAGAGCUCUGCAGCAGAGAGCGGGGCAACAGGUUCAGAUGGUGGGUCUCACACACUGGGUAGAAUCAAGUGUGACCAUGUAGUUUGUUUAGGAUUCAAAUAUUAAAGUAUUUUACUAUGCUGAAAAUGUUCAGGUUAGCAUCCGUACUUUUUAGGGGUUAAGGUAUAGAAAAUGUAUUGUAUUGCUUAGAAAAACUGUACAUGUGACUAGUAAUGUAACGACCAUUAUAUUAAUUAUUUGAAUGAAUAAGUAAUGCACUCGCUGUCCAUUUUAUUAGAAACACCCUCACAUUCAUGUAGUUAUUCAAUCAUGGGGCAGCGGCACGAUGCAUAAAAAGAACUUGAGUUAACGUUCACGUCAAUGUAUAAAAAGUUACCGUUCACGUCAAGCAUCACAAUGGGUGAAAAUUGUGACCUUUACCGUGGCAUGGUUGUUUGUAUCAGAUGGGCUGGUUUGAGUAUUUCAGAAAUUGCUGAUUUCCUGGGCUUUUCACACAGAAGAGUCUGUAGAGUUUACUAAGAAUGGUGCAAAAAACAUUGAGAGAGCAACAGUUGUGUGUGGAUGGUGCUGGCCCAAAUUUA
Messenger RNA from Ictalurus furcatus (blue catfish), 1990 nucleotides. Its product is annotated as piwi-like protein 1. Bases 997 to 1491 code for a protein of 164 amino acids. Gene Ontology annotation, biological process: regulatory ncRNA-mediated gene silencing. The record is from RefSeq and is a predicted model, not a curated record. Gene Ontology annotation, molecular function: piRNA binding. Lineage: Eukaryota; Metazoa; Chordata; Actinopteri; Siluriformes; Ictaluridae. The transcript has 4 exons. Gene Ontology annotation, cellular component: P granule.